Molecule: messenger RNA, 891 nt
Organism: Strongylus vulgaris
Lineage: Eukaryota; Metazoa; Nematoda; Chromadorea; Rhabditida; Strongylidae
Source: the annotation of a GenBank genome assembly
AUGUCGUUGCUAGUUCGCGAUUGUUGGAGCGAAGAACCUGAACAGAGACCAUCCUCUGAUCAGAUUAGAUCACUCAUCAAAGGAUUCAAUAAUAACAAGUCUUCGAAUUUAAUGGAUCAUGUGUUCAAUGUUCUGGAGCAAUAUGCCUCUAAUCUGGAGGAAGAGGUCCAGUCAAGAAUGAAAGAGCUGACGGAAGAGAAGAAGAAGAGUGAUAUCUUGCUUUAUAGGAUGCUUCCAAAGCAAGUCGCAGAAAAGCUGAAACUUGGUCAAUCUGUUGAACCAGAGACAUUUGACUGCGUAACCCUAUUCUUCUCUGAUGUGGUAUCCUUCACUACACUGGCUAGCAGAUGCACUCCUCUACAGGUUGUAAAUCUCUUAAAUGACUUGUACACCGUCUUCGAUGCGAUUAUUGAUGAGCAUGAUGUCUACAAGGACUUGAACAAAAAAUUUUGGGUUGAAACGAUCGGGGAUGGUUACCUCUGCGUCUCUGGUCUCCCUCAUCGGAAUGGCGACGAACAUGCGAAAGAAAUCGCUGAGAUGUCUUUCAGUCUUCUUCGUGCUAUCCGCACAUUCCGGGUACCUCACUUGCCAGAUGAGAAGAUAAACAUCCGUGUUGGAAUGCACACAGGAUCCGUUGUAACUGGUGUGGUUGGUGUAACUAUGCCAAGGUACUGUUUGUUUGGUGAUACCGUGAACACCGCCAGUCGAAUGGAAAGCAAUGGAAAACCAGGUCGUGUGCACAUCUCUGCUGAUACUAUGAGAUUCCUGACUGAAAAAAUCGGUGGUUACAAAACUGAGUUGAGAGGAGAGGUUAUUGUCAAGGGCAAAGGUGCUCUGGAGACUCACUGGCUACUAACACCAGAGGAGCAAGAAAAUGGACUCGUGGAGUAG